AUGACAACACAACCACCUUCAUUUGUUCACUAUGCAGAGAUGCUCUCUGAUAAAGUUGGAGGACAAGCCUUGGGCUGCAGUGACCAAUGGUUCGCUCCUUGUGUAAACUUAAUAAGUCAUUCAAAUCCCAUUUGGGCAGAAGGCAAAUAUGUAGACACUGGAAAGUGGAUGGAUGGAUGGGAAACCAAAAGACAUAAUAAUACAUAUGAUUGGUGUAUCCUUAGAUUGGGUAUCACCGGUAUCAUCAAGGGAUUUGAAGUGGACACUGCAUUCUUUACUGGCAACUAUCCACCCUUUGCCUCAAUCGAAGCACUUUGCGAUGAUAAUGAACCAACAUUUGCACAAUUGUCUGCAAGUGAACAAUGGUCAGAAAUAUUACCAAAGUCAAACCUGGGACCAGGUUGCAAGCAAUACUUUGCAAUUGAAUCAACGACUAGAUGGACACAUCUUAGAUUGAAGAUCUAUCCAGAUGGUGGUGUAGCUCGUCUUCGCGUUUAUGGACUGGCCUCGAAGGAUUGGUCACUGGUGUUCCCAGGCGAGUUGGUCGAUCUGGCCGCCAUUGAGAGUGGUGGCGUCGUGAUCAACUGUAGUGACAUGUAUUUUGGACACAAGAACAACAUCAUCAUGCCUGGCCGCUCUGUUAAUAUGGGUGACGGCUGGGAGACAAAGAGAAGGAGAGGUCCUGGCUACGACUGGCUGGUCCUCAAGCUGGGCGCCCCAGGUAAUGUACGAAGAAUUGAGGUGGACACCAAUUGGUUCAAGGGCAACUUCCCAACAUCUUGCUCAAUCGAUGGUGCCUACUCAACAGACACAUCAGUCGAGCGUGUUCCAACCAAUGUCCAAUGGAAUGUUGUGUUGCCAAACACUCCACUGACUGGCCAUCGUCGACACCUCUUCCAACGCGAGCUCAAGAACACCGAUCUCAAACUAACGCACAUUCGUCUCAACAUCUUCCCCGACGGUGGAGUCAGCAGACUACGUGUGCAUUGCGUACCUGAUCUCACAGAGGCAACUCAAAGCAGUUCAACUCAGUAA
This is a messenger RNA of Acytostelium subglobosum LB1, 1035 nucleotides long. RefSeq lists its product as hypothetical. Gene Ontology annotation, biological process: allantoin catabolic process. Lineage: Eukaryota; Evosea; Eumycetozoa; Acytosteliales; Acytosteliaceae. The coding region runs from base 1 to 1035 and encodes 344 amino acids. Gene Ontology annotation, molecular function: allantoicase activity. The transcript has 3 exons. The record is from RefSeq and is a predicted model, not a curated record.